AUGAAGACCUCCACUGUCGCUCCGUUGGCCUUGGCCAUCACUUCCGCCUUCGCGGCUCCUUUUGACCUUGUCUCCAAGCGCCCACUCGCUUCUCAUGAAUGGACUCGUUCCACCUCUCCCUUGAACUCCAGGGCCAACUGCCCAGCCCUCCUCCCAGCUGGAGAGUUCGAGUUCCCUCACUACAUCACACAGAUCUCUGCCUCACAGCCCGACAAGGCCUUCGGCAACCAGUACAAUGGCGUCUUCACCCCCAACGACAUUAGCUCUAUCUUUAGCUUCGACAUUCCGGCCAGUCGUACGGACGCCAACUGCACGUUGCAGUUCAUCUUCCCGAAGCUGGAGGACCUGAAGACGAGCUCCUUCUCCUACAGCGGGGGCGGGAACUUUGUCUUCGAGGGAUAUAACGCUGGAAGCUGCCCUGGCCCUGCGACAACUUACAACAACCAGCCAGCACCGGGACCAUACCCUGCGUUCCCACCCGUGCACAUGGAGCCCGGCUUCGUCUACACUUUGGAAACGGGGCCUUGCUUCGUGGGGGCCGGGACCUGUGUUGCUGGCAAAACCUCGACCAAUGACACAUCCUUCACGUAUUUCCAGGACAUUGGAAACGCCGACAUUGGUGAUUGCCCCAUCGGAAUCUACACCACGUACAGCUAUCUUUGA
Messenger RNA from Diaporthe citri, 663 nucleotides. RefSeq lists its product as uncharacterized. The coding region runs from base 1 to 663 and encodes 220 amino acids. The transcript has 3 exons. Lineage: Eukaryota; Fungi; Ascomycota; Sordariomycetes; Diaporthales; Diaporthaceae. The record is from RefSeq and is a predicted model, not a curated record.